AUAUAGUUUUUGUAAUUUGACAGAGAAUACUCUGUGCUUUUAUUUUCCUGUCUGUAUUAAAUGUUUAUAUUAAUAUAAUAAUUAAUAUAAUUGUAUACAAUUAUUAUUAUUAAAUUUCUGCUUUUAACUAAAAUUUAUUAGAUAUGGCACAAGGGAAAUUAAAAGUGAAAAAUAAGCUACCUGCCGGAGCUAAAAUUAAAAAAGGCAAAGGGAAAGCAAUCACAAAGCGAAUUAAUGCGCCAGUACCGAGUAAAGCUAAAGCAAUAGAAAAGAAUAAGAUGAAAGAUAAAUUAACAAAAAUGGUAAACGCUGCUGCAGAGCAACAGCUUCGGGCGCUGGCUUCGAGCUCUGGAGAACUAUCGGCGGCUCAACAAAGAGCUGCGAAGGCACCAACUGCACCAGUGCCUGCUAAGUGACACUUAACCUAAAUUAAGAUGUUAAUUAUGUACAAAUAAAUGUAAUGUUUUAAAUAUUCAUUGUAUUAUAAUGUAAAUAUAC
Molecule: messenger RNA, 498 nt
Organism: Galleria mellonella (greater wax moth)
Lineage: Eukaryota; Metazoa; Arthropoda; Insecta; Lepidoptera; Pyralidae
Exons: 1
Coding region: 144-416 (90 amino acids)
Source: RefSeq, a predicted model, not a curated record